AUGCACCAUGCUCCCUCAAAAAUAAUCGCUCGAUGGGCAUUUAACAUUCAGGAAUGGAAUCCUUCUAACGAGCAAUACAAAAAAGCUCUUUUAUGCAUUCAACCAGAAGAACGCAAACGAAUUGAAGGAUUUAAAUUUUUCUCUGACUCAAAAUUAGCUCUAAUUGGAAGAUUAUUGAUGAGAUUUUUAUUUUAUAAAUUAUAUAAAACUCCUUGGAACGAAAUCAAAUUUGGAAGGACUAAAGAAAAUAAACCUAUAUUGAUAAAACCUGAAAGCAAUGAUCCAAUAAUAAAUUUUAAUAUAUCACAUCACGGAGACUGGGUAGUUUUAGUGGCAGCUGAGAAUUGUAAGAUUGGCAUUGAUGUAAUGAAAGUUGAAUAUCCAAAAAGGCAGACUGUUGAAGAAUUUUUUGAAACUCUUAAAGAUCAGUUUUCAGAAUAUGAAUGGAGCGUAAUAACUACUCCACUACUAAAAGAAAUAGAUCAAUUACAUCAAUUUUAUAGGUAUUGGUGUUUAAAAGAAAGUUAUGUAAAAGCUGUAGGAAUUGGUUUGGCUUUAGAUUUGAGAACUAUUGAAUUUCAUUUACCCGAAGAGGAUGAAAGAGGAAAGUUGUAUGAAAAUGUAGAGACUUUAAGGACAAAAACCAAAUUAUAUAUUAAUAAUAAACUCGAACGCCAAUGGAAAUUUGAAGAGCUUUAUCUUGAUGAAUUUCAUUGUGUUGGU
This is a messenger RNA of Scutellospora calospora, 723 nucleotides long. Lineage: Eukaryota; Fungi; Glomeromycota; Glomeromycetes; Diversisporales; Gigasporaceae. The record is from the annotation of a GenBank genome assembly.